AUGCGAAUUCGGCGCUUUCAAGUGCUUGCUAGUGACUGUGUGAACAUGAGAGACACAGCUGCCAAAGUUGCAGGCAAGCCAGACGAGGAGGCUUUUGCACCUUCUGGAAAGUCCGAAGGAGGCGACGAGCUGAAGUGCUUCAAGAAGAAGGAUUGCUGA
Cladocopium goreaui is the source of this 159-nucleotide messenger RNA. NCBI's taxonomy places the organism in Eukaryota, Dinophyceae, Suessiales, Symbiodiniaceae. The record is from the annotation of a GenBank genome assembly.